AUGCCUAAAUCUCUCCAAAUAAUAUCAUCUAUAAUUUGGUUAAUUCGUUCUUUUCUUUCAAUAUGGAUUCAACUUGGUUUUCGUUUAAUAUAUGGAAAUCAAAAAUUUCGUUUACCACCUAUUACAAAUCAAUUAUUACUUCUCCCAGCAACUGUAAUUGCGAAACGAAUUCGAGAAAGACAAGUAACAUCUUAUGAAGUUGUUCGUCUUUGUAUUGAACGAACUCGAUCUAUUCAACCAUAUUUAAAUGUUUAUGUUGAUGAAAGAUUUUCAGCAGCAUUAAUUGAAGCACAAGAAAUUGAUAGUAUUUUAGAUGCUGUUGCAAAUGGACAACGAUUAUUACCAAAUGAAUGGAGUGAAGAACGAGCUCCAUUUCUUGGUGUACCAUUUGCUAUUAAAGAAUCAAUGGAAUUUCCAGGUUUUCAUAAUUCAACAGGAAUUGCUGCAAGAAAAGAUUUUAUAUCAACACGAACAGCAACAUCAGUAGCUCAUAUGUUACGAGCAGGUGCUAUUCUUUUAUGUAAUACAAAUGUUAGUGAAGGUUGUAUGUGGUUUGAAUCACGAAAUUCUCUUUAUGGUACAACAAAUAAUCCAUAUGAUUUAACACGAAUUGUAGGUGGUAGUUCAGGUGGAGCUGGCUGUAUUGUUUCAGCAGUUGGUGUUCCAUUUGCUAUUGGUGCAGAUAUUGGUGGAAGUAUUCGAUUACCUUCAUUUAUGAAUGGAAUAUUUGGUCAUAAAACAACACCUGAUAUUGUACCAAAUGAUGGUCAAUAUCCUCCACAUAAAGAACAUCAUCAAAAAUAUUUAUUAUCUACAGGACCAAUGUGUCGUUAUGCAUGUGAUUUACAACCAAUGCUUAAAGUAUUGGCAGGUCCACAAAAUAUUGAAAGAUUAUUAUAUUUUGAUAUUUCGGUUGAUUUAAGUAAAUUACGUUAUUUUUAUGUCGAUGAAAUCGAUGCUUAUUUUGUUAAUAAAGUUGAUCGAGAUCAAAAAUUAGCUCAUCGACGAGUUGUUGAAUAUUUUGAAAAUAAAUAUAAAAUUCAUGUAACACGUUUACGUUUAAAUCGUCUUCGUUAUGCUAUUUCUCUAUGGUCAUCAAUGAUGGUUGAUGGUCAAAUGUCAACACGUGAUUUUUCAUUAACACUUUGUAAUCGUAUAUCAUAUAUAAAUGGUUAUCAUGAAUUAUUACGAAAAUUUUUAUUUCGUUCAACACAUACAUUACCAGCUAUAGGUCUUGUUAUAUUAGAAGCUAUACCAAAUAAAUAUAAUGAAUAUUUUCAUAAAUUAGCACAUAAAUUUUAUGAUGAAAUUCAAAUAUUAUUAGGUAAUAAUGGAAUAUUAUUUUUGCCAACAUUUCCUCAAUCAGCACCUUUACAUGGUUGGCCUGUUAUAAUGAAUACAUUUGAUUAUAUUUAUUGUGGAAUUAUAAAUGCAUUGGGUUUACCUUCAACACAAUGUCCAUUAGGUUUAGAUAGUCACCAAUUACCAUUAGGUAUACAAUGUAUUGCUGCUCGUGGUCAUGAUCAAUUGACAUUAGCUGUCGCACAAGAAAUUGAACAAGCCAUGGGUGGUUGGGUACCACCAAGUCUUGUUUCUUUAAUUUAA
This is a messenger RNA of Rotaria sordida, 1605 nucleotides long. The record is from the annotation of a GenBank genome assembly. Lineage: Eukaryota; Metazoa; Rotifera; Eurotatoria; Philodinida; Philodinidae.